This is a messenger RNA of Drosophila elegans, 2671 nucleotides long. Its product is annotated as chymotrypsin-2. Gene Ontology annotation, molecular function: serine-type endopeptidase activity. Gene Ontology annotation, biological process: proteolysis. The record is from RefSeq and is a predicted model, not a curated record. The transcript has 2 exons. The coding region runs from base 1772 to 2587 and encodes 271 amino acids. NCBI's taxonomy places the organism in Eukaryota, Metazoa, Arthropoda, Insecta, Diptera, Drosophilidae.
UUGAUUUCAAUUAGUAAGUUUCCCAAUCAAAACCAAAUCAAAAUAAAGCGAAGAAAGAACAAUGACAAUUGUUGAGUGGGCUGCCAGAUUUAAUUUGUACAUUCUACAUAAUUUAGCUGAAGCUAUAUUUAGGUGUCUAAAAACAAUAUGAACUGCAAACAUAAGUGUAUUUGUUGUACAACUCUUGUGACAAUUUUUGUCCAAGCGCGAAAAGUUAUUUAUUCAGUUAGCUUGGCAAUUAGCAAAUUUGCUAAAGUAGCAAAAAAAUCGUAAGAUAAAAACGGAAACGUUUUUCUUUUGCCAGGGAAAACUGAAAAAAAAUUAAAAAUUUUGAAACUCAGCCUGUGAUUCAUAACUGUUUUUACUUACUCAACACUUGUUUUUCCAAAAAAAAUAGGUAGUAAAUAAAUCUCAUCGCUAGUCUUGUAGUCCCAUCAUAAAUCACAUACUUCAUAUCUAAAUUCGCAAUCCCCUGCUGAAUGCGCCCGUUCAAUCGACCCACGAAAUCUGACAAACAAACAAGGCCUACGUUUCAAGUCGAACAAGAUCGCACAGACAUUCGAAAAAACACACGACGCACAUACAGAACACAGGUAUAUUUUAUGACUGAGUUACCUGGAGAACCUGCUGAAUUAUUGAACAGUGUUUUUGGCGAACAGCACACUGACAAUGAAAUUGUAAAUGGUCAUGGAAAUGUCGUAGAAGCCUGGCGUCUAAUUGGCUCCAAGAGUUGUUCAGUUCGCUUAUCGGUUCUGCUAUAUUUGCUCUUUUUUUUUUACCGGCGAUAAUAAAAACACGCACCCACCCACGAGUGCUAAAGAAAUUGGUCGGCGUCUCAGAAAUCCAGGUGUGUGUUUGCAUACGAAUUUUGCCGGCGACUCGGAGGGAAAAAAUUAAAUACCAACCGCCAGCUGGCACCUUCCGUUUUCUUUCUGCUUUAUCUUUGGGCUUUAUUUAUAUUCACAUUUUUUAAGUGGUUACAUUUUGUUUAUUCUGGAGGAAGUAAGGCGGCUGUUGGGGAAAGCCCAAACGAACUGGUUGUAUUUGACAGCUCAAGUUAUUAUUAACAUUAACCAGAUUUGUAAUUGUGUAAGCCCGAAAAAGGAGGCACUUUCGUUCUCGAUUAGCUCUGUUGUAUUGACUUGUCCGAGUUCCAUAUGCUCUGCUGAAUUUAACUGGGAAGUACCUAUCUCUAAAAUGCUUGUUUAAUUUGAUUCGAUGUUUUAACAAAUUUUGUAUUUUUCACAUUUUCUUUUAUUUUAUAAGGGUUUUGUUGUUAAUUCCUUUAUUCUCUGCAUUUACCAUAUGUUUUCUAUAAAAAAGUGGCUUAAACUGUCACAAAAGUCUGUUUAAAUAUUCGGUUUGUUUGCGCUAUAAAGCUUAAGCAAAUAAUUGCUUCCAUUUUGUAUUUUGUAGAGUAAAAAAUAUUAAUGCAAAAAUGAUUCCAAAUUAGAAAGUUAAAAUUACGGGCACAUGCUCUUGACUCAUUUAUGUAUUGUUCAAUUUUUGUUGGUAAUAAUUUUUAAAAACCUGCUUGGCUUGUACAGGCAUUUGAUUAAUAGAUUUCGGGCUUAUAUUGAUUUUUAAACAAAAUCUUAAAAAUCGAACCACUUUAUUUUACUCGCCUUGUGUUGAAAGCUAAGCGAAUGGUUUUUCCAUUGAAUGUACUAAAGAAACCCAGUCACAUUUGGCUACUUUGCCAAUUUUGAAGAUGGAAAACAUUGAUACACUUUACUCCCUGUCGACAUGACUAAUUUCUGAGGCACUUGCAAUGCAGUGCUUCCUCCUCCUUAUGCUCCUAACAAUGGUUUUUGGCCAGCCGAUGGAAAGGACCCUUUACUUAACUGGCAAACACCACCGGAAUGUGGUGUCCAUACGGACGCGCAAGCAUAUUCGCAAUUGGGGCGACAACCACUUCUGUGCCGGCUCCAUCCUGUCCGCCCGUUGGGUCUUGACCUCCGGCUGCUGUGUGAGCACCUUGCCAGCGAGUACUCCAAGCAAGGUCAGCACCCGGAAAAACCUGAGGGUGGUGCUCUUCACGCGCAGGCGAUUGAAAAGGCCGGCGGAUAAGAAUAUUUUUGGCGUAGAGCAGGUGGUGCUUGACAAGGUCGGCGAUGGAGACUGCUCCAAAUUGGCUCUGCUGAAGCUGGAGCGCCCCAUUAUUGGCCAAAAGUUUGCCAUGAAGCUGCCUACGCAGAAGAUGAACACCACCUGGCUGUGCAGGACUCUCGGAUGGGGCCGGAUAUACUUUAAUGGACCCUACUCUAACGAUCUCCUCCUAUUGACAACCCAGGAGUCUCCUGAUUGCAAGGCGCACUGCGGAGGCUGCCUUUGCAUGGGAAGUUAUACGGGCAGGGGCAACAUGUGUCAACUGGACUUGGGCAGUCCACUUUUUUGUGGCGAUUUUGUAUACGGCGUGGCACGCCAGGCUCACAAUUCCGAGGAAGAAGGAUUCAUGGAGUACACUAGUACCUUCCAUAAACUCAAGUUCAUCGAGAGAACUUUAAAUUCUGCACGAUCUCAAAGAAAGUACACAGAAUUUUUCAUCAUUAUAACCCUUAUUCUAAACUGGGUUUUGAUGGCUUGAUCUGUAUGGUUGCAAUGGUAAUUGAAGAAACAGUAUAAUCGAAUUCUUUUAAAACAAGAAAGAAAGCAAACUUCGGCAAGCCGA